Messenger RNA from Myxocyprinus asiaticus (Chinese sucker), 1912 nucleotides. RefSeq names its product calcium/calmodulin-dependent protein kinase II inhibitor 1b (gene camk2n1b). Bases 719 to 958 code for a protein of 79 amino acids. NCBI's taxonomy places the organism in Eukaryota, Metazoa, Chordata, Actinopteri, Cypriniformes, Catostomidae. The record is from RefSeq and is a predicted model, not a curated record. Gene Ontology annotation, biological process: negative regulation of protein kinase activity. The transcript is spliced from 2 exons. Gene Ontology annotation, molecular function: protein kinase binding; calcium-dependent protein kinase inhibitor activity.
AAGACUGCAUACCAAAGCAUGUAAAGCCAUCAAGACAAUGCUUUUAAAACACAAACGCCAUCAAAAUUACCUUAAAAUCCUUUCUAGCUUGUGAACUGCAUUUUAGGUAGAGUCACAUAAGCUUCUAGCACCACUGAAUUUGAUUCAACAAAAAUGCUCCAUUGUUAUUUUAUAUUAUUUACAAUGAACACAAAAUUGUGCACGGUCAAAUGUCAUUAUCAAUGGUGACAGUUCAUGAAUUUUCCCUUGUGGGACUCGAACCCAAAAACUACAAAGUGAAAAGGGCGUUUCUGGAUGCUUUGAUCAAGGGCAUCGCUUAUGAAUCUCCCCAUCUGGGAUUCGAACCUGCAUACCUUUGAUUAACAACACAGUUGCACAGUGACAUGCAGGGAGGGGUAGUUUCUGGAUGCACCAUAAACAUUCAGCCUGAGUGACGUCUCUCUGCUCAUCCGUGUGUUUUCGCAUCGCGCGCCUGUUUUGCAUGUGCAUCAUUUUUUCGAGUGAGUUCUGCAUCCUCUGUUUGCAAGUAGGGAAAGUGAAAGUGGCAUUCAGAAUAUGUCUGUGAAAAUACAACUACCUUUGACCGUGACCGUUUAGUUGUUGCAUCACCGAUAGAUUAGGCGCGUACAUCUCCACUCUCGUUCGUUAUAACUAUAAAUAUAUAACUAUAGUUGUCGAUUAUUAUUAUUUAGAGUUAUUGAUUAUUCUGGGCGCGAUCAUGUCAGAGGUGUUGCCUUAUGAGGAGAACAUCACUCAUUAUGGUGAUGAUGGAGAUGAGGAGCAGAUAUCGCUCACCUGUCGCCUGCAGAACAACACUAAUAACUUCUUUGGUUCGGCGCAGAACAAACGACCGCCAAAACUCGGACAGAUUGGACGAAGUAAGAGAGUUGUCAUAGAAGAUGACAGAAUCGAUGAAGUUCUGAAUAACACAGCAGAGAAGACAUCGGCAGGAGUGUAAUGCUCAAGGACGUUGUUAAAGAGGCAGAAAAGCGCGGGUUAUAUGCAUUCUGCAUCAAAAGCACUUUGCAGUCCCUCUCAGUAUGGGUUGAAUUUCACGGUACCGCAGCAGGUGAGGAGAAGUCCAUGCUGCAGGCAAUCCAAAUAGAGAAAGAAACCUGCUUUCUCUUUUUAAGGGCAUGUUUAAUCUCCCCUCUUUUAAAGUGACAUCUUACUCCGGACAUAAAUGUCCUAUGUUGUUUAAUACAUGUGGAGUUGGUCUGUAGUGGUCACGAUUCCAUUAAUAUUGUGAGAGGAAUGCAUUGAUUUCACAAGCACAAAUUUAACAACUUUUGUUCUUUAUUUUGCUCUGAGACUGAGCACUUGGUUUUUCUGUAUAUUUUGUGUGCAAUGAAAGUGAGACUUGAUGUUUUUCACUUUAAAUAUCCUAAUUAUAAUCUUUUGGAUACCAUUUUUGUUCCUGAAGAGCUGAUGAACACAGCAAAUGAUUUUUAUGAUGAUGAACGAGGAAAGACUACUUUUUAAGUCAUUUUUUAAUGUUGCAUAUUGUAAGUUUUGAUGUGGCUGCAAAACUGCCUGCUUUAGCCUGAGGUAAAAAGCUUAUUUUUAUAUCAAGGAGCUAUUUCUAUAGUCGUAGCACUUUCAAAUGUGGUUGUCAGUACUCUCAGCUGAAUGGAAUAUGAUCACGUUUGUGCCAAAUAUCUAAUAUAUAUUGUGCAAAAUAUGCCAGUCAACUUGUGUUUCUGUUUACCCAAGUAAUGUGAAGUUUUUCAGGCCUGCCUCUCAUAAAUGUUCCAGGGUUUUUCUAACAGCUUUUUGCAUGAGAUGGGCACAAACGCCUCUUUCUUUGGCAGUGAAACUGGAAUAUUGUAUAUGUUGCACUUCUCUAUACUGUUAAACAGGGCUAUAUCUGCAAUGAAAUGUAUGAACAUUAAAAUGUGACUACUUAACAAAG